UCUCAUAAAUUCAUAAUUUAAACACCAAAGCAAUCGCUCGAGAGCCCUUAAUUAGAAACCUAUAGAUAUCUCUUCCUCUAUAUAUAUACGCAUAACAAAAGCUAAUUUUGUGAAGCCAUGUCAGGCGUUUGGGUGUUUAAUAAUGGAGUGAUACGUCUAGUGGAGAACCCAAACCAGUCCGGUGGGGUUGCUACUCAUCAGACGCACGGCCGGAGAAAUGUCUUGGUUUACUUGCCGACCGGUGAAGUCGUCUCGUCUUACUCGUCGCUUGAACAAAUCCUAAGGAGUCUCGGGUGGGAAAGAUACUUCCAUGGAGACUCCGAUCUCAUCCAGUACCACAAACGCUCAACCAUCGACCUCAUCUCCUUACCAAGAGACUUCUCCAAGUUCAACUCCGUUUACAUGUACGACAUCGUCAUCAAGAACCCUAAUUCCUUCCACGUCCGUGAUUUCAAUUGAAUUCCAUUACGGAAUUAACUCUCGACCAAGAGGUCUAGAGAUUGUGUUUGUCGCAACGGGAAAAUUCUAGACGUAAACUUGGUCGGAAUCUUCAGUGUGAAUGUGAUUCACGUACAAGUCAAAGAGAAUAUGUGUGCUUUCGAAAAACAAAGCGAUGACUAUUGGAUUAUCAUCACUUAGUUAGAUUGUGUUUAUUUGUUAAUAUGUGUUUAACUAUUGGUUUGAUUUUUAACUGGUUCUCCAAGUUUGUUGCAUGUGCAUGUGUAUGCUUCUUUAUUUUCAUUUUUUUGGGUGUGAGGCUUGUAUGUAUGGACAAGAGUAGUGUUGCAAAAGGUGGCACAUUACUUAAAACGUUGUUAUUUAUUUUUUGUUGUAGGCUUGUAGCUUUGUAAUUGUGGUGAUCAUGAGUGGUGAUCGAUGUAAUUAAGUUGUGUUCUUUUGGCUUUAAGCUAUAUUUGAUUUACAAAUUGGUGCGGAAGAGUUCCUUUUCAUUA
This is a messenger RNA of Camelina sativa (false flax), 953 nucleotides long. Its product is annotated as flowering-promoting factor 1-like protein 2. The record is from RefSeq and is a predicted model, not a curated record. Gene Ontology annotation, biological process: regulation of flower development. NCBI's taxonomy places the organism in Eukaryota, Viridiplantae, Streptophyta, Magnoliopsida, Brassicales, Brassicaceae.